CAGACAAUGCAGUUUAACUAAACAGGGAUUAUUUCUGGAAUCAACAACUUUCAGCUUGAGGGUAACCUUACCAGGGUUUGUUUUAGUUCCUGAACAAUUGAUCGUCAUUGGUCACCCAAGUACACUAGAGUUACCUCCCUUGCCAGAUAGUUUCGCCAGUCUGCUGGGACUAAACUCACCUGACCCUGGUUCCCGCGUUCACUCGUUAGUCCGAUGUGCUCGGACAUAAGCUGUUGUAUUCGCGCGGUUUGUUUCACGUUCUCGGAAAACCAUGAACAUAUUUUCGAUUUCUAAAAUGUUUCUUGUCUUCUCGAAAUCAGCUUCUUCUGUGACGUCAUUUUAAGACCCGAAGUCCCGACCUAAAUUGGUAUAUUGGGGUAGAAUAAAUACCCAGUACCCAGUGCUGUUCACAAGAGACGACUAGUGGUUUUUGGUCGAAUCAGCUGGAUCUGCCAUGGCAGGUAGAGAAGUGGUUUACCACAUAUUGACAGCUUCGUGAUUUUACUUGCCUUGUUGGUAUUGUCAGUGGUGUGGGAAAUAUUAUCUGGAUACAUUCAAAUGACCAAGGAGGAAAUAUGAACAAUCAAACAAGACUGCUGCAUGGGCCUGACUGACUAUCAAUGGCGUUGGACUCAUGAAAUGCCUAUCUCUUAUUGAAUUGUGUAUGCUUAAAUAUUAAACAAGUAUUAUUUUGCGAGAUUUAUGUCACGGACGGCAGGUGUAAGUUUGAAAUGGCCCCUUGUUUCCAUAGCUUCCGUGGUGAGAAUUCUGUGAUUCUGUCUGUCUGUUGUGUAAUGGCAAUGUAUUACAUCAUAAUGGAUAUGAGUUUAUAUUACACGCUCCACAAUACCAGUUUAGUUAAAGAAGCAGCCAUUGACGAUCCCAGUCGAUUCUCACCCUUCCACCCACUGACAAUAAGGCUGCUAGUCUUGGACCAGACAAACCAUUACAUCGUCAGGCCAUCUACGGAAGUGUUCAACUACAUGACCAACUUCAGCAACGUCUUUUCCUUCAUCUCCCCCAACAUCAUCAGCGUCACUCACGCCUUCAUCAGCAUCGUCGUGGGAAAGAUGGUGUCGUCAGACAACUUACGUCAUCGACAAAUGGGAGCGUUUUUCUUCGAGCUCCGAACAUGGUUGGUUAGUUUUGCUGGUGUCGUGUUUCGUAGCCAGGCUGGUCGUCCUAUAUUCAGCUCCCUUCACGGUAUAUAUGGAACAACUCUCAACAGCGUAUGCGACAUGCUUGGAGGGGUCGCCCUAUGCGUAGGCGUUUGCGUGUAUGCUGUAAGACAUUACGGAAGACGAAGAACAAAUGAGGUGUCUGUUGGAAAAGGUUUAAAUGUACAGGUCCCAUCAAAUCGGGUGAUUGUUUUUAACGUUUUCUUAUACGCACUGUUGGUUGUACUAUCAUACGGAUUCCUGGCCUAUUUUGUCAUGCAUCUCGAGCGGUUCCUGGAGAAGCCAUUCCCAGAUCCUCAGCUAACGACAGUACAAACGACUCUUCUCCAUGCUUCGUCUACCUGGCUCUUCCUCUGGAUGUGGCGGUUCUUCACCCAACAGAUGUUCCAGUACCUUGUCAUCGCCAUUGCAAUGGACAAAACCUGGGACUAUGUGAGCAUGUCGCUGUAUUUCUUCUACCCGACUGUGAUAAUCCUCAUGUCCCUGUGCUAUAUCUACAUCGUCCAUAUGAAUUCUAUUAUCCUGAGCGGCGAGUUCACCUCGUGACGUUUGUAGACUUCACCUGGACAGUAUCAACACGAUCUGCAAAUUCUUCCAAGUCAUUCACCAUCUCUACUAGAAUGUACUUGCGUUUUCAGGAGACAUCCACGCAAUAUUGCAAAGAGUUAAAAAUAUUACUAAUGUUUGAUGUGGAUUUUAUAUACUCAGCAGCAAAAAGAACGUCAGUACGAAUUCAAAAUCAGAUAGGCACUGUAAUCAAAUCAUUACAGAAAUGGAAACAAUA
Molecule: messenger RNA, 1962 nt
Organism: Haliotis rubra (blacklip abalone)
Lineage: Eukaryota; Metazoa; Mollusca; Gastropoda; Lepetellida; Haliotidae
Product: ceramide phosphoethanolamine synthase-like
Exons: 5
Coding region: 732-1724 (330 amino acids)
Source: RefSeq, a predicted model, not a curated record